Molecule: messenger RNA, 543 nt
Organism: Talaromyces marneffei
Lineage: Eukaryota; Fungi; Ascomycota; Eurotiomycetes; Eurotiales; Trichocomaceae
Exons: 1
Coding region: 1-543 (180 amino acids)
Source: RefSeq, a predicted model, not a curated record
AUGGAAGCCGAAUCGUCAAUACAACUAGUGUGGCCUACCAAAUCUCGCCCGUCCGGUUUGACGACUGCGCCUUUUCUGGCGGCAAGACCUAUGAUCCGUGGACCGGCUAUGGUCAGGCAAAAAUCGGCUCAGAUCCUAUUCACGUACGGCCUCACCAACAGACUCAAGCAGCGAGACAUCGUCUCAUUUGCCUGCCACCCUGGAUCCAAUCUCGACACCAAGCUUGGCUCUCAUAUGGUCGUGGGCGACUAUGUUGACAUCCUGCCCAUAACGAAACGCAAUACAGGCAAGGAAUUUGCUUGUGUUGUUGGAGAUGAACCGAGGUUCAAGACGUAUGAGCAGAUCGGUGCCACGCCUCUUAUUGCUGCGCUUGAUUCGGAUCUUGCGGUACAGGCUCCGGCUUAUUUGCAAAAUAUUCUGGUUGUGCAGCCUCUUGUGGAGCAUGCUUAUGAUCCUGAUCAUGUAGAGAAGUGUUGGAACCUGAGCGAGAAGCUUGUUGGUCAAGAGUUCACAUUUACUAAAUUUCCGCUAUCCAGAGAUUAG